AGCUUUGACUGGACAGAUUUGACUGGACAAAGGCUGUGAGAUGCUUGCCUUUUGGAGUCUUGCACUUUUACUGAACAGUGUGGCUACAGGUAAAGAAGUCUGUUAUGACCGUCUGGGCUGCUUUACAGAUAAUGUACCAUAUUCUGGUACUACAGAACGGCCUAUUUCAAAAUUACCCUGGACACCAGAGAAAAUAAACACCCGCUUCCUUCUCUAUACUAAAAAGAACCCUAAUAACUUCCAGGAAAUCACUGCAGUUAAUCCAGAGACUAUUGGUUAUUCGAAUUUUGAUACCAACAAGACAACUCGUUUUAUUACCCAUGGUUUUGUAGAUGAUGGUGAAGAAAACUGGCUUUCAGACAUGUGCAGGAGAAUGUUUACGGUCGAAGAUGUGAACUGCAUCUGCAUAGACUGGAGUAGUGGUUCUCGAUGUCCCUACACCCAAGCAGCAAACAAUAUCCGUGUGGUGGGAGCUGAAGUGGCUUAUUUUAUAAAUGUCCUUGUGGAAGAUUAUGGAUACUCUCUAUCCAAGGUUCAUUUCAUUGGUCACAGUCUUGGGGCACAUGUUGCUGCUGAGCUGGGGAGAAGAGUACCAGGAAUUAAAAGAAUAACUGGACUAGAUCCAGCUCAACCUUAUUUUGAAGGCACACCAAAUGAGAUCAAACUGGAUAGAACUGAUGCUGAAUUUGUUGAUGUUAUUCAUACAGAUUCAGCUCCAACCAUUCCAUAUAUGGGCUUUGGAAUAAGACAAGCUGUGGGACACCUUGAUUUUUAUCCAAAUGGAGGAGAAUAUAUGCCAGGAUGUAAGAGGAAUGCACUUUCACAAAUAGUAGACAUUGAUGGUAUCUGGGAAGGAACCCGGGACUUUGUGGCCUGCAACCACCUGAGGAGCUACAAGUAUUAUUCAGACAGCAUUCUGUAUCCAGAUGGGUUUUUAGGUUACCCCUGUGCUGCAUACAACUUAUUUGAAACAGGCUGCUUCCCAUGUCCUACAAGUGGAUGCCCUAAAAUGGGCCACUAUGCAGAUCAAUAUAAAGACCAAAUCACCUCCUCAUCAGGAUUUAUGAAGCUUUAUUUGAAUACUGCAGAUGCUAAGGAUUUUGCCCGUUGGAGAUAUAAAUUAUCAGUUACACUAUCUGGAAAGAGCAGUGUCCGUGGAUACAUAAAUAUUGCUCUGUAUGGGACAGGUGGGAAUACAAAGCAGCACCAGAUUUUUCAGGGGAAGCUCCAACCUGCUGAGAGUUAUACCAAGCUAAUUGAUGUAGAACAUAAUGUUGGAAAGGUUACUAAGGUUAAGUUUCUUUGGAACAACAAUAUCAUAAAUCCAACUUUGCCUAAACUGGGAGCAGCAAAGAUUACAGUACAAGAUGGAGAAGAUGGGAAUGUGUACAAUUUUUGUGGCAGUGACACUGUGAGAGAAGACGUUCUUCAAACGCUGACACCAUGCUAAUAUGCAUAAAAGGCAAGGAUCUUUAUUCAAAUCUUAAUUAAAAAGUGAGUUUCUGGCACCGCG
Sceloporus undulatus (fence lizard) is the source of this 1513-nucleotide messenger RNA. RefSeq names its product inactive pancreatic lipase-related protein 1-like. Bases 41 to 1450 code for a protein of 469 amino acids. NCBI's taxonomy places the organism in Eukaryota, Metazoa, Chordata, Lepidosauria, Squamata, Phrynosomatidae. The record is from RefSeq and is a predicted model, not a curated record. Gene Ontology annotation, molecular function: protein binding; triacylglycerol lipase activity. The transcript has 13 exons. Gene Ontology annotation, biological process: lipid metabolic process.